AUGACCUGCUGCGAAGGAUGGACGUCCUGCAAUGGCUUCACCCUGCUGGUCCUCCUCCUGUUUGGAGUAGUCCUCAAUGCCAUACCCCUGGUCGUGAACUUGGUGGAGGAUGACAAAUUCUCUGAAAACCCCAUCUCUUGCUUUGAGUGGUGGUUCCCGGGAAUUAUAGGAGCCGGUCUGCUGGUCAUUCCAGCGACAGCAAUGUCCUUGUCGGCGAGGAAGAGGGCAUGCUGCAACAACAGAACUGGGAUGUUUCUUUCAUCCCUCACAAGCAUCCUGACUGUCAUUGGCGGCGUGUACUGCAUGAUGGUGUCCAUCCAGGCUCUGUUUGAAGGGCCUCUCAUCUGUAACCCAGAGGGCAUGAGGACUUUGAGUUGUCAAUUUUCAUUUAAAAACCUGAGUGCCAUCCACACAGAAUCCUUCAAUCUACAGUGGUUUCUGAAUGACACCUGUGUUGCGUCCGCUCCUAACAAUGGCACGAACGGCAACUGGAUAACAUCGGGACUGCACUUCAACAGCAAAGAGAACGCGCACAGGACGAUCCACGUGUCGGUGUUCCUGGGCCUGCUGCUGGUUGGGAUCCUCGAGGUCCUCUGUGCACUCUGCCAGAUCGUCGCCGGCUUCUUCGGCUGUCUGUGUGGGGUCUCCAGGCGGAGAGAACGAGUUGUGUAG
Molecule: messenger RNA, 672 nt
Organism: Elephantulus edwardii (Cape elephant shrew)
Lineage: Eukaryota; Metazoa; Chordata; Mammalia; Macroscelidea; Macroscelididae
Gene: TM4SF20
Product: transmembrane 4 L six family member 20
Exons: 4
Coding region: 1-672 (223 amino acids)
Cellular component (GO): membrane
Source: RefSeq, a predicted model, not a curated record